Molecule: messenger RNA, 933 nt
Organism: Salvia hispanica
Lineage: Eukaryota; Viridiplantae; Streptophyta; Magnoliopsida; Lamiales; Lamiaceae
Product: auxin-responsive protein SAUR26-like
Biological process (GO): response to auxin
Source: RefSeq, a predicted model, not a curated record
UCGCACAAAACUGCAUGCCCAGUUGCAUCUAUAUAUAUAUAUAUAGCCUUCAACUCUCAAGUCUAUCAUUAUCUCUCCCCAACUGCUUUUGUCGCAACCUUCAUUCAGUUUCUCAUUUCCUAAAUUCAUCGAUUCCACUCAAUCCUCGAUGAUAUCAACAAGAUUACUUCCAUUUCCAAAUUUCGAAAUCCCUCCCUACCUCGUUUCAUGAUAUGUCCACCAUUUUUGAUCUACUGAUUUCGACGAUGAGGAACUUCACAAUGAAGCUCAUGUCCGAUUUAGCUUACGACAGAGGCUGAAAUCAAAUCAAAUCAAAUCGAUCAACCACAAAAUUAGUAAUCGAGAUCUAUGGAAGGUGCGAAGAGGAAGGAUAUGAAGAGAUCUGUGCUGAAGAAACUGGAGAGGUAUGUGUGGACGGGUCGAUCCAAGGCGAAAGCGGGUCGGGUCGCACCGAUGGGCUGCUUCACGGUUUAUGUGGGGCCCGAGAAGCAACGGUUCGUGAUAAAGACGGAAUAUGCGAACCACGCGCUAUUCAAGAUGCUGCUGGACGAUGCUGAGCUGGAAUACGGUUACCACAGCGACGGGCCCUUGCUGCUUCCCUGCGACGUCGAUCUCUUCUGCGGAAUCAUCGCUGAGAUCGACGGCGAUGAGCACGUUUCCGCCUUCGUCAACGGCGCCUGCAGCCCCUUCAAUCCGGCGCGGCGCCUCGGGAAGGCUACUGAUAUGGCCAAGGGAUGCGCCUCCUACGCCGCCCUCACGCCGCCGCGCUUGCACUUUUGAAGGAGAAUAUUCCGGUGACCGGUCGUUUUGUGUUUAUGUAGUGCAACUAGGAAUUAAAAGUUAAAACUAAUAAUUAGACUACCAAAUCAGGAUUAUCUGGAAAUUAAUUGUUAUCGUUUUCAUGAAUUUCCAAGUGCUAUUUUUUUGCUCUUA